CAGCCAUCUCUCCAACAGCUCAUCACUCAAUAGCUGCAGAACCUCAAAUAUGCUCUAAUUUUUUGACUUGAAAUAUAAGCUUCCCUCUUCACCAGCUAUGACAGAAGAAAUAACAUAUGCAGAUCUGGAAUUUAAUAAAUCUUAUGCACUGGAAAAUAUCCCAAAACCUGCUGCUCCUGAGGAAAAAGGGGUCCCCUCUUCAUCCUUCACAUGGCGUCUGGCUGCCUUGACUUUCCUCAUACUGUGCUUGGCAUUGCUACUAGGGAUGUUAGCCCUUGGGAUUGUGUUUUUUCAGGUUUCCAAUGACUUCCAGAAACAAAUUGGGAACCUCACGAGGAACCAGGAAACUCUACAAACAAAUUUUUCAAAACAACUGCAAGACAUGAAAAAUCGUUUGUGUCUUAAAGGAGAGGAAAAUAAUGAAAAUAAUGGACCCAGUUGUACACUCUGCCCUGCAAACUGGCAAUGGAUGAGAGGUGACACCUGUUUCUACAUUUCAGUGCAGAAGAAGUCAUGGGAAGAGAGCCAGAAAUUAUGUUCCUUACAGAAUUCUACCCUUCUCAUAGUAAAAGACAGGGAUAAGCUGAAUGAUGUACCUGCAAGAGACAAAAGGCAAUAUUACUGGAUUGGUUUACAUAAAUCCAGAGAUAACUGGUAUUGGGAGGAUGGCUCAGCUCUUUCGCCAGUGAAAGAAAAUUGGAUUGACUUGUAUAAAUACUAUAAUUGUGGCUACCUGUUUGGAGAGAAAAUUGGUAACCAUUACUAUUGCACAGAGAAGAACUUCUGUAUCUGUGAGAAAGCAGCUGUCAAACUAAGGUACAGAGACAUCACCAAACGGAAAUUGGCUCUAUUAGUAUGA
Molecule: messenger RNA, 859 nt
Organism: Gopherus flavomarginatus (Mexican gopher tortoise)
Lineage: Eukaryota; Metazoa; Chordata; Testudines; Testudinidae
Product: C-type lectin domain family 12 member A-like
Exons: 6
Coding region: 98-859 (253 amino acids)
Source: RefSeq, a predicted model, not a curated record